Molecule: messenger RNA, 9600 nt
Organism: Seriola aureovittata
Lineage: Eukaryota; Metazoa; Chordata; Actinopteri; Carangiformes; Carangidae
Product: nuclear receptor coactivator 2-like
Exons: 22
Coding region: 234-4871 (1545 amino acids)
Biological process (GO): positive regulation of transcription by RNA polymerase II; cellular response to hormone stimulus
Cellular component (GO): nucleus
Molecular function (GO): protein dimerization activity; nuclear receptor binding
Source: RefSeq, a predicted model, not a curated record
CACACACACACACACACACACACACACACAUACACACUGAGCAAUCUCACAGACGAGAGAGGGGGAAAUACACAACGAGUCUGUAUUUACGUGGUGCAUGUGUAUGUGUGUGUUGACUAUGUACAUGGUGUGAGAACCCAGUGUGACUGCCUGGCCGGCAUGGGAUGGUUGGCCGGCUCUGGACUGGUUAUGGACAGGUUUAACCAAAGCAGAGGUACUGAUAUUUGCUGAAGAUGAGUAGUGGGAGGGGGGACACCCCGGAGCCCCCUAAAGGGGGAGACUCUCUGAAGAGGAAGGACUGUCAGUCAGACCUCCUGGGGCCCAGCCCGAAGAGGAGCACUGAGAGGAGGAACCGGGAACAGGAGAACAAAUACAUCGAGGAGCUGGCAGAGCUGAUCUUCGCCAACAUCAACGACAUGGACGACCUCAACGUCAAACCAGACAAAUGUGCCAUCCUCAAAGAGACGGUGAAGCAGAUCAGACAGAUCAAGGAGCAGGACAAAGCUCCAGUGGCUGAUGCUGAGGAGGUGCAAAAGGCCGACGUCUCCUCCACAGGUCAGGGCGUCAUUGAUAAAGAUGCUCUCGGGCCCAUGAUGCUAGAGGCUCUGGACGGCUUCUUCUUCGUGGUCAACAUGGAGGGCAACAUCGUGUUUGUUUCGGAGAACGUCAGCCAGUACCUGCGCUACCAGCAGGAGGAGCUGAUGAACACCAACGUCUACAGCGUGCUGCAUGUUGGCGAUCAUGCCAAGUUCAUCAAGAACCUCCUACCUAAGAGCCUGGUCAAUCAUCGGAGCGGCGACUCAUCCAACAGGAACAGCCACACCUUCAACUGUCGUAUGUUGGUCAACCCUCACGUCGACGGUGAAGCUCGGCCGACCUCUGACCAGCAGGACACGUCGCAUCAGAAGUACGAGACCAUGCAAUGUUUCGCUGUGUCCGAACCCAAGUCCAUCAAAGAGGAGGGGGAAGAUUUCCAGUCUUGUCUCAUCUGCGUGGCAAGAAGAGUCCCCGUCAAAGAGAGACCGGUGAUGCCCACGUACGAGAGCUUCACCACACGGCAGGACCUUCAAGGUAAGAUCACAUCACUGGACACCAGUCUGCUGCGGGCAUCCAUGAAGCCGGGCUGGGAGGACCUGGUUCGACGCUGCAUUCAGAGGUUCCACCUGCAGAAUGACGGAGAGAUGUCCUUCGCCAAAAAGCACCAACAAGACGUGUUGAGGAGCGGCCACGCGCUCAGCCCCAUGUACAGGUUCUCCCUGGCGGACGGAACCAUCGUCUCAGCUCACACCAAGAGCAAGCUGGUCCGAUCGCCUGCCACCAAUGAGCCACAGCUCUACAUGUCCCUGCACAUCCUGCAGAGGGAGAACAUGGGUGGCAUGAAUGCAGAUGCGCCAGGUGGGCAGGGCAUGGUCAAGCCAAUGACCCCGACCAGUGUGAGCGGUCCCUCCCCUUCCCCUGACGCCAGUGUCACCAGCAACACCCACCACUCCAUGUCGGCCUCCAGCACCCCUGGACGUGGUUUUGGGGCUGCGUCGGGUCGGGCACCCACGCCUCAGGGAAACAGCCACACACUCAAGCUGGGCAGCCCUUCAGCCCAGGGAAGCCCCAGUGUCACCUCAGGGGUCCAGGGUGCCAUGAUGUCUCCUCAUCACCAGAGCCCCAGCAUGGCAGCGAGCAGCAGCAGCUGCAGUAGCCCUCACCUCCCCCAGCAUCCUCCUGGGUCGUUCUCUCCAGUAGCCGGCCUCCACUCGCCAGCAUCUGUGUGCAGCAGCACAGGAAACGUCCAAGGGUUUAACUCCCUCAGUGCACUGCAAGCCCUGAGCCAGGGCCACAGGGUCACCCAGGGACUCACCGAGGGGCAGCAUCCAGAGUCACCUGACAGGAAGCCGGAGGGCCUUCAGAGCCCUCUUCACAGCAGCAGCGCUGGAAGCCAACGAGCCAAGAACCAUCCUAGCUUAGAGGUGGACUUGUUUGGAACUUUUGGUGAGCAGCAAGACCUGUUGUCCCAAAACCAGGAGGGUGAGCAGGGGGAAGGGAAAGACGGUGACCCAGAUAGCUUUGGAGGUAAUGGAGGCCUAGGCGAGCUUGGUGACAACCCAAACCGCCUUCUUAACACCAAAGGGCACACUAAGCUUCUCCAGCUCCUCACCACCAAGUUAGAACCCUCUGAUCCUGGCUCGCCAACCGGGCCCCUCGGGGACGACCAAAACUGUAAGGACCAGCUGGGCAGGAUUGGGGGUGUAGGUGGGGCUGGGCAUAACACCUACUCCACCUCGUUAAAGGAGAAACACAAGAUCCUCCACAGGUUGCUGCAGAACAGCACCUCGCCUGUGGAGCUUGCCAAGCUAACGGCUGAGGCUACCGGAAAAGACCCCAUCGGUCCUGAAUCAGCUACAGGGGACAGCAUGGCUGCCCUGGGUGAACUCUGCGCAAAACAGGAGCCGGGGAGUCCCAAAAAGAAGGACAACGCAUUGCUACGCUAUCUGUUGGAUAGGGACGAUAACGGCAUCCUGGAUAAAGCCAUUAAGAUGGAACCUGCCGAUGGACCAAAGCUGUCCAACAUUAAGACAGAGAAACAGGAAGUGGGGUUCAACAUGCCGGAACAGACCAGUGAGCUGGAGGACCUGCUGGAGGACCUGCAGAGCGGCGGUCAGCAACAGCCGUUCGGGGGCCAGGCACCGGCCAGAGGACCAUCCUCCUCUUCGUCCUCCUCUUCCUCUGUGCCGCCUGGUUCCUCCGCGGACAAACAGACCAUCAUCAGCGACAUCCUGCAGAUGGCCGACAGUGGCAGCAGCAGCAGCCCCCCCAACCAGCACCGAGCCUUCCCUCCAGUCGGCCCUGCAAGUACGUCUGCAACAGGAUCCUUUAACGGUGCCAGGCCGGGCCAACCAAGCCGAGGUGCUCCUCCAGUCAGGAGCAUGUCUAUGGACGGCAAUAUGGCUCCCAACCCUAACACCACCAGGCCUUUCCCCCCUCAACACAGGAACCACGGCCCCUACUCUUUAAUGCAGCAACAACAACAACAAGGCAUGAUGGGAAGUCAUGCAGCCAUGGCCAACCAAGCUGCUAUGGCCAACGCAGGCAUGAUGAGCAACGGGUCAAUGCGGGGCUCCAUGCAGCAGGGUUGGGGUCCCCAGGGACCCAUGGGGGGUACUGCAGGGCCAAUGAUGGGCCAGGGGAUCGGACCUGGUCGCAUGGUCCCCAACAUGAACAGCGGGCUGCCUACAAGAGGCCCACCUGGAUCCAGAGCUAUGGUCAACAUGCAGAUGAUGGGCAACGAGGUGGCAAACCCCACCUACACUCAGCAACAUGCUCCACCCAAUCAGACUGCACCAUGGCCAGACCGAAUGAUGAUGGAUCACUAUGGAAACCAAAGCAGGCCACCGUAUGGCAUCCCCCAGGAGGACGGGAUGGGGUGUUGCAGCACGGGGCCCGAGGGCCAGCCGGACGAAGGAGCCCUGCUGAACCAGCUGUGCUCGGUGCUAAAGGACUAUGAGGGUCUGGAGGAGAUCGACAAGAUGCUGGGAAUCCCCACGCUGGCUGGACAGGGUCCUAUGUCAGACCAAGACCAGUACCUCAGCUCCUCCGACCCAGCAGCCAGAAUGAAGCCUCCCCAAUACAGUCAACACUAUGGUGGCCAGCCAGGUUAUGGCGGCAUUCCUCCUGAUGGCGGAUUCCACGGCCCCUCUAUGAGUGGCCACAUUGGGCCGCAAAGGAUGCCACAUGCUGGUUACCCCCCAAUGAUGAGGAUGCCUGGGGCCACGGGGCCCAGACCGGCCGGAAUGAGGCCAGGGGGGCCUAAUCCAGUAGUGCAACCUCAGCCCAACAACCUGAGACUCCAGCUGCAGCACAGACUCCAGGCCCAGCUGAACCGUCAGCCAAUGGUGAACCAGAUGAGUGGAGUGUCCAAUAUGAAUCUACCUCUAAGGUCUAAUGUACCAAACCAGGGAACCCUCAACGCCCAGAUGCUGGCCCAGCGUCAGCGCGAGUACCUCAGCAACCACCUACGCCAACGCCAACAGCAGCAGCAGCAGCAGCAGCAGCAACAACAUCUGCACCACCAGCGUGCCAUGAUGAUGCGGACUCAGGGCAUCAACAUGCCGCCGAACAUGCCCAGCGGGGGCGCCGCUCCCACGCCGAUGCCCAUCGGUGGCACCAACCCGCGUCUCCCGCAGGGCAACCCGCAGCAGUUCCCCUACCCGGCCUCCAGCUACGGUACGGGCCUGCCCUCUCCUCCUCCACCUCCUCAUCCUCAUCCCGGCUCCUCCCCUCUCUCCCCCAGUCGUCAUCUGACUAGCCAGGGCAUGAUGGGAAAUGUAGGCGGGCAUUACAGCGGGGUAAUGAGUCCGCCAUCACAGCACAGUGCCUUCCAGUUCAGCAGUUCAGGAAUGAGCCAACAGCAGCAACACCAGGAUCCAGUGUCAGGCUUCCCAUGUGGGGCUGCAACCCCUCAGAGCCCUCUGUUGUCCCCCAGGAUGGGGCAGGGUCAGAGCCCCAUGCUGCAGCAGAGUCAGGGCCAACCACAACCACAACCCCAACCCCAGGGCCCGAACCAGGGAGGACCCCCCAGCUACCAGCCUAGCGCCGACCUCAACGGAUGGCCCCAACCUGCCAACAUCUCCACCAGCAACAGUGUGUACCCCCAACAGUCGCAGUCCCAGUACGCCGCACAACCCAACGGAGGAAUGUACAACGGCAACAGCAUGAACAUGGGAGUCAUGGCCAGCAAUGGUGGCAACAUGAACCAGAUGUCAGGACAGAUGAGCUCCAUGAAUACAGAGCAGGUCAGUGACAACAGCCUGAUCUUGGAUCAGCUGGCAGGAAUUGACAUGCUGACACAAGAUGGUGACGCCAAUUCUAAUUAUUGCUGACCCCAGCUGUGGUUGAGACAAGGCGACACAGGAACUCAUGAAGAAGCAGCGAGGAGUCUGGGACGAGAGACAGAAACACUGCUUCCUGUUUCACACCAGCCAACUCAGAGGCGCCAGUCAGAGAGAGGACAACCAACACAUGUAAAACCUUCUGAACUGCAUUGACUCAGUGUGGUUUCAUUCAACCUGACAUUUUAUGCAAAAAAAAAAAAAAAAGUCAGACGUUUUAGGGAAACUGCCAUCUGAACCAUCCUAACAGCAAAUGCACAAUGGGAGGAUACAUGUUAUAUUUAUCUGUACACUGUUAAUCCUCACACAAAACCUUGUUUUCAAAUGAUCAAAUUAAGGCUGAUCCCAAAAAAAAAUUACCUGUACUUUUACCAUGACAGCGUACCUGAUAAGCUGAACAUAGUCUAGAUUUCCACAGAGUUAUUUAGAUGUUUUCAAAUGAAGAAGCAAAAGAGGGUUCAUGUCCCCUGAACUGAUUUGAAGGCUUGUAAUUUAAAACAUUCGGAGGAAGUGUUGGGUUUUCACUGAAAGCAAACAGCAGCAAUAGCAAUUCAUGCUCUUCUUGCUUCAUAAAAUCAAAAGAAACAGAAAAAAGAAAACACUGAAAUAAGGGGCAACUACUAACAUCAUGUCUAAGACAGGAAGCUCUUACAUAUUCAAAAUGCUUCUACAUUUUUUGACACAAAAUGCGACAUUUUGCACCAUUUGGACAAAUUCAGUAAAACCUGCCCAUCGGCUGUUAGUGUUUGCUGUUAGUAUGUGCUCUGAUCAGAUGAAUGUGUUCCAACUCUAGUCCUCAAGUCUCUAAAGCAGUGUAUUUGUGAUAGAGCAAAUUUGUGUGUGUGUGUGUGCGUGUGUGCCUGUGUAGGUGUGUGUGUAUGUGUGUGCGUGUGCCUGUGUGUGUGUAUGUGUGUGUGUGUGUGUGAAACUGAAAUGAUGUCACAGAUUGACACUGGAGAAGCGAAUGGUUGACAAGCAUAAAUGAAACCUCUGGAUUUUAUCUUUUUAUGGUUCUAUUUCUGAGCCUGACUGAAAACGUCAAAUGAGAAGGUUUAUGAAAAAAAUAUUUCACAGGUAUUUAUAGUUUUGAAGAAAUUUUAGAGAUUCUUUGUAUGACGUAAAAAAAAAGAAAAUCAAGGAUAUCUUUCUUUAAGAAAAUCUCUCAGAAUGGUACAUUUUGAUGUCGAUUUUGAAAAUUAAUAUAUUUCAACUGCUGUAGUUACCGGGGAGCUGUAUCCCUGUUAAAUGAUUUUUUGAAUGAAGGUGAAUGUGUAUAGAUAGUGUAUAUACUUAGAUUUAUAAUACCAUUUUUCUUCUAAGUGGUGUAGCAAAGCAGCAGUUUGGAGUUUUAAUCCAACAGUUUUUCAGAGAAGAAGAAAAUGUUUCAUUGGUUGAAUUGAACCUUAGUGGGUGGAGCUAAAGAGCCACAAGACAACACGACUGCAACUGACGAAGAAACAACCUAAAUGUUAAAAUCCCAUGUCCUUAUUUCAUUUUGCUAUUGCUAUUUCACUACAGCUAUUUUGAAUUUGAAAAUUCAGCUAGGCUAACUAGCUAACUUUGUUAUCCUAGUAUCAGCAGCUUGAAACUUUCUGGUUACGCAGCCAUUAGCGAUUCCUUUUUAGCCAUUGUAAUGGCGAGAGGAUGGCAGUGACGGUUGGUCCGCCACUUUGGUUCAGAAUGAAAUAUCUUGACAAAUACGGGAUGGAUUGCCAUAAAAUUUGGAACAGACAUUCAUAAUUCUCAUAUGUGAUAUUUAAUAAAUGUGAUCCCCAGUACAGUACAGAUUCAUUUAUGACGAAAUACCUACAAAACAAAUAACUUUCGCAUUAAUGCUAACACCCUAAACUAAGAUGGUGACCACACGAUGUCUGUUGUCACGUUUCACAGACUGUCUGGAAAUCGUUUGUGUGCUCGCUCUGCCCACUGAGAUUCUACCACUGUGACUAUUUCUGCCUCCAAAGCAGCUUCGCCUCUAAACAAGAUGCGUAUAACUAAUAAUAAAACUCCAGGCUACUGCGAUCCAUUUAAAAAAAGAAAAAAAAAAAAAAGGAAAAAGUCUUUGUGUUGCGAUGUACUGGCCUGCAGGACUCACUCUUGUGUGUCGCAGGUGUGUAGCUUAAGCUCUCUGUCGUGCUGAAGGACAAUUGAAAAGCGUGUUGGUUUUGUUGUGUUGGCUCUUUCUGUGGGUGAAACUGUGACCUUUGAAUGACAAGACAUUCUUUAUGUACUCUACGAAGUAUCGGCCUGGUCCCUAUGAACAGAUUGACAGAGAUAAAUGAAACCUUUCUAUUAAACAAAGAAGAGCAGGCGAGCCAGGACGUUUACAAUCCAGAUUUAUAGAAAAGACUGGACCUUUAGCAUUUUGGGAAUAGUUUCAUUACAUCAAAUUGAAAGGUGCUCCCUUUAUUCAUUAGGUACUGUCUCACAAAAACUAACUGUAACUAGCAACAUGGACUUCUCGAAUCCCACUGGUCCAGAAACCUGUUAAGCACAAAGAUGAGGGACUACUUUUCUCUGCAGAACAAGACGAAUGUGACGGUGCAAACCGAAUGCAAAAUGAAACACUGAAAAUAAUUUUUUUUUUUUUUGGAAAACUUUGCGUUGAUCCCAUUUCCCCUUCGUUUCCCUUCAUCUUUCAGUGCAGUAAAAUUAUACGCCAGUAUGCUGCAUGUUGUAAAACCCCAAAGAUUUUUAUGAGAAAUCCUCUUAAGAGAAAAUGUAAGCCAUGGAAAUGAUCUGAAUGUCAAACUCUCUGCAAGGGUUCAAGGCAAUCAAGAGCGGAUGUAAACGCUCAUGUACAGUAACUCCUAAUGUUUUAGAUGAAGGUGAAUUAUUCUCUCUUGAUCUUGACUGAUACAGUAUACACACACACACAAACAUACAUAUAUAUAUAUAUAUAUUGAAGAUUGUUCUUGAUUCGUAGAUGGAUAUUUUAUCAAUUGCAAAAUACUGUUAUUCAUGUAAGUACCUUAAGAUGCUAAAGACAUAGCAUACUGCCUUAGAUCUGUGGUUCUGUGUGUGGUGUAUAACUGUAAGGUUUACAGGUGUAUUAUAUGUGUCACACACUACUGAGUGAGUGUUUUACCACUUCGUACCGUAGGUGUACAACCAGGAUUUUUUAUAUUUUCUCCCAAGAAAUGACACUGUACAACAUGUGUUAACCUGUCUAUCAGGUCAUGCAAAUCACAAUAAUACUUUGUUAGCGUAAAUUAUUUUGUUCAUAGUUUCCCUGUACAAUGCAACAGGGAGGGUCUCCCUUACUAACACAGUGUUUUUGGUGCAUAAAGGGGUAUUCAGUCAUUUUUGACCUUUGCUGACCUGCUGGUGACCAGUAGGAACAGCAGCAACAGCGGUUUAUCUCUAGCUGACAUUUGGGCUGUAAAUGACAAUAAUAUAGUCAAAUAUGCAUCUAGCCCUGAUGCAGGACUGUAUCACUGCUAAAAUUAAGAUCCCAUUUCUGAUAUUAAAUGCUUAUAAAAUCUCACAGUGAACAAACUUUGAAAAUAUAAAAGGUAAACUUCUCUGUAACGGUUUCACAUAUGAUAUCGGUUAUGUGUAGGGCUGAGUAUCAUUAUGCAUUUAACAAAUUUAUAUUUAACAAAAGAUGAUAAAGGUUCUCAAAUGUUGAAUCUCAUAGCCAUAUAGGGAUGUUUCCUAAAUAAACAAGAGUAAAUUAGCCUAAAAGUGGCUAAAAGAGUAAUUUAACUCUGGAACAGAAACAUGAUAGAUCUUGAUACAGUAAUAAAGUUUGAUAUCCAGCCCUAGUUAUGUGGAAAGAAGCAAAAAUGCGACUUACGCUGAUGCAUGUGCCAAGUAAUGUGAAAAUGAAUGUAAAAUCCAGUGUGGAAUAUACAGUACUUUCUUUCUUUCUCACCACUUGGUUGAGUUAUAUUUCCAAUUUCCAAUUCUUCCUCCUUUUUCUAUCACUAGAUGGCGCCAAAGUCAAAUCUUACACUUAGUGGCUUUAAUCUUGCACAAGCUGUGCUGGCAUGCAUAAAACAAUGGCUGUAGGCAAUAAAUUAAAUUCCUUACUUUUAUUAUUUUGUUAGUGUUGUAAUAAAACUGCAUCAGGGCCGGAAGGCAUUAGAUUAAUCAUUCAGUCCUGAUCUAACAUCCCUGAUUUAAACACUGGAAUAAUAAAAAUGCUUUCUCCUUUUGCUUUAGUGAGCCUUUGUAGACAAAACAUUUAUAUAGAUAAUCAAUACAUCCAGAGAAAUUGAUUUGCUUUUUCUUUUAGGCUAUGAAGUUUUUAAAAAAAUGUACUUAUUAUAUUAUCCCCUUUAAAUAAUAUUUUAAAAGCUAUAUACAUCAGGAUUAGGCCACUGUAAAAUGUUACUUCUGAGUUUCCCUGUGAUCAGCUGUCGGUUGUACUGUACGUAAAGCCAGUUUGAUUGAAAUGUUUCCCAGUUCAUUGGUAUUUCAGAGCAAUAGGUCAAAGCUGAAGGAGAGUUUAGGUGUUCAAAGAUCACUGUUUGCAGUUCAAGAGAUUUUUUUUCUUCUUUUUUUUUUUAAUGAUCCUCUCUGCUGUGAUGUUCAUAUUAAACAUCUCAGCGGUGACAAAGUCCAGUACAGUUUAUUCAGAGUGUGAGUGUUUUAUUAUGCAAAAGUCCAGACGUUCACACCACUUUAUGCAAGCUGUUGACUCUAAUGUUGCUUUUGCCAAUGCUACUCGUUAAUUUAUGAUUCAUGCCACUGUAAAUAAAUUAUUUUUAUUGAA